Neodiprion fabricii is the source of this 6131-nucleotide messenger RNA. RefSeq lists its product as uncharacterized. The transcript is spliced from 11 exons. Lineage: Eukaryota; Metazoa; Arthropoda; Insecta; Hymenoptera; Diprionidae. Bases 740 to 5119 code for a protein of 1459 amino acids. Gene Ontology annotation, molecular function: peroxidase activity; heme binding. Gene Ontology annotation, biological process: response to oxidative stress. The record is from RefSeq and is a predicted model, not a curated record.
CACCGCAGCCAUACAAAAUGCCGGAAGGUUGUACACAGUGUCGGGGUGCAAAUUUCGUCGCGGGCUCACUCAAGCUGAAUGCAAAUUCAAACGGAGGUGCCGGCGGGACGACGACUUCGCCAACCUCCGAACCUUCAACAGGGAGAGUCCAAGUACGAGCAAAAAUUCUUUAUGGAUCUGGAAAAGCCAUCGCCAACAUGCAGGCUCAGGAACGGGCCACGAGGCACUGACGGGACCCGUUUUCAUCGUCCUUUUACUGGCAUCACCGACCUUCGCACGCAACACAAAAUACAACGCAUCGAGUUCUCCUUCCUCCAUCGAAAUCGGAGCCGAUACAAAUGGCCAAGAAGUACAAAACACACUAACACCCACCGAAGCGAAAACCAAAGAACUAGCCAAGGCUGAAACAAAUCCAACCAGGACUCCAGGAACCAGCGAUGACGUUACAACGCACCAUGGUGCCGCAGGUUUCGGCGUGAAUAACAGCGAGCAGGAAUCAACGACAGCCAGAAUCCUGAAAUCAGACAACGGAGCGGUGACCUCUUCGUCGAGGAUCACGAGUGGGAAUAACCAAAGCGUAAAAUUUAUCCCCGUUGGGAAAGACUUGACGAACGUUUCAAAAAACGGAGCAAUUGAGAACAACUUGUCCGCGAAGAGUAAGCCUGUUCCUUACCCCGUGAGAAGAGACUUGGGGCAUUUGGAAUCGCAAGAAAAAGGAGCCGGAAUCGAGUCGGAGUUUAUGAAGGUCUCGACAGUGAAUGGCAAGGCAUCCUCUAAAACGUUCCCGCGGACUUUGAACCCCUACCGUGAAACUCCUGACAACCUUUCCAAGAUUCUACUCUACCCUAUCAACGGUACAACCGCCGUUUACCGCGAGACAACCUUCAAGCCAAUUUUGCCGGACGGGUUGAUAAAGAAGACGGUAGACGCGAACAAUGGCCAGGAUGACAGCUAUCUUCCAUUUUCGAGUUGGAGUAGGAUGGCUGCUGAAGAUAUAGACGUCAGAAAACCAGACGACGAGAGGCACGUGCCCGCCAAUGAGAACCUCGAGUCAAUAGACGCAGAUGUCAUCGAAGCUACCAACUUCGGGCUCGAGGCCAUGAACAACCUGUACUACAUCACCGAGCCAAAACUAUUCUCAAUGGGAUUGUUUCUAACCGACGACAACCCAGCACACUACGUAGCCGCGUUCAACGAUCAGUCUGAAGAAGCCAGACAGCUUGCGAGAUUCGGAUUUGCCGCGCUUGAAAGCGCCAAAUCGUUUGUUAGCAAACAUCCAAAAAUAAGCAGAACGGAGACACUCAUUAAAACCACACGACGCACGGCGCUCCAUCGUCAAUGUCCUCGACGGGGAAUUCCCCCGUGUCCUCCGGCAAGCCUGAGAUAUCGCACGAGCGACGGUAGCUGCAACAACCCGAAUGAACUUUGGUGGGGUUCAGCUAUGUCGGCAAUGCAAAGGCUUCUAAAUGCUGCCUAUGAUGACGGGAUUCAAUCCAUUCGCAGAUCUACGAAUGGAACAUUGCUACCGAGUGCCAGAGAAAUAUCCAGCUUUAUUCACCAAGACCACGAUAUUCCUCUGGCUUCUGUUACUCACAUGUUGAUGCAGUGGGGGCAAUUUGUCGAUCAUGAUGUCACCGCAACCGGACAGGGCAGAGCUUUCAACGGAACUGUUCCUCAAUGUUGUUUGAACGGAGGAGGAUCUUUCCAGCCUCCAGAUUUCAUGCAUCCCGAGUGUCUGCCCAUUCCUGUACCGGCUACGGACAGGUUCUACGGUCCUCUGGGUGUGAGAUGUUUAGAAUUUGUUCGAAGCGGACCAGCGCCACGUGAGGACUGUGGAUUCGGUCCCAGGGACCAACUCUCCGGGGUUACGAGUUACUUGGAUGCGUCCACCGUAUAUGGCAGCAACGUACAGACAAGCGACAGUCUAAGACUCUUCAGGAAUGGCCUUCUACAAUACGGAAAAAUUCAAUCGAGGAAGCCCCUACUUCCCAGACAGGGAAGUGAUCUAUGCAGACGUGGGUCUUUAGACACAAACUGCUUCCGAGCAGGAGAUGGUCGACUUACUGAACAGCCGGCGUUGAUAUCAUUGCACGUUAUAUUCCUCCGGCAACACAAUAGAAUCGCGACCGAAUUGGCAGCACUGAAUCCACACUGGAGCGAUGAAAAAUUGUUUCAAGAAACAAGACGAAUUAUCGGAGCCAUUGUACAGCAUAUUACGUAUCGCGAAUUUCUCCCCAUUGUAUUAGGUCCCGAAGUCAUCAAAGCUUUCGAUUUGGAAAUUAAGAGGAAAGGGUACUACGAAGGGUACGAUUCCACGGUCAACCCGAAUAUAGCUAAUGCUUUCGCUGCUGCGGCCUAUCGAUUUGGUCACUCUUUGGUUCAGCGUAGUUUUGUCAGAUACGAUACUAAUCAUCGUCCAAUAUUCAACAACGUUACAAUCCAUGAUGAAUUCAACAAUCCUGUGAACCUCCACACCGUUGGUGCCUUAGACCGUCUUCUUCUCGGUCUAAUAAACCAGCCAUCUCAAAAAAGAGACGAGUUCAUAACAGAAGAAUUGACAAACCACUUGUUCGAAACCCCGGGUUUUGGAUUCGGGAUGGACCUUGCCUCUUUGAACAUCCAGCGAGGAAGAGACCACGGGUUGCCACCUUAUGUAGACUGGCGCGAACCCUGCGGUCUGUCGCCAGUUAGAAUCUGGGAAGAUUUGAAUCGUGUCAUGCCAGCGUCGGUAGCAAAGAAAUUUAGAUUUCUCUACUCCUCCGUCGAAGACAUAGACCUGUUCCCAGCUGGAUUAUCUGAAAAACCAGUUCCCGGUGGGCUUGUGGGGCCAACGUUUGCCUGCAUAAUUGCACAGCAGUUCAGCAAUCUUCGUAAGGGAGAUAGGUUCUGGUACGAAAAUCCAAAUAGAGAGAGUAGUUUCACCGCCGCACAGCUACAGCAGAUCAAGCGCAUCACACUUGCGCAAAUAUUGUGUAAAAGUACGGAAAGCAUUGAAACUAUUCAGCCGUUCGUCUUUUUGACACCAGACACGGCAAGGAAUGACAGAAUUCCAUGCGACACUGAGAUCAUUGGUACUUUUAACUUAGAUCCCUGGGCUGAGAGAUUGCCACCAGAACAACGAUCCAAACACAGAAAGAGAACAAGAAUUAGCUCAACGAUUCGUAAGGAAAACAGAAGAAACAAUCAUCUGAAAGACGAAACUAACGAUAGCAAUUCACAAGCCGAAUUAAUCAGUCCAACCGUAGAACAUGAAAGCGCUGAAGCGCAAGCAAGAGUCAGCUCAGAGGAAAAGUCGUUCUUCCCAUUUUUUAAACCGGUGAGGACUGGUGUGAAUCAGCAAAACAAAGUUGUGAUAAGACGGCCCUUGGAUACGCAUGAAAAUCUUACCAUACUUGUGCAAAACCACGCGGUGAACUCACCGGUUUUUGUAAGUGAUUCAAUAAAAGGGAGCAAUUUUCAGUUCACCCAGUCCAACGAUGAUCGGUACAAGCCGAACUACGUAUCGACUGCCAGGCCGAUUGAGAGACCAGUGACAUACGACGACUGGUACACGUCGCCAAGGCCGAUCUACUAUGACGACACUGAGCCCAACCCCGUUUCCAUACCGCAGAUGACCCAUAGGCCAGUGCCAAGGCCUAAACCGAAGCCUCAAUCGAAGCCAUCGAGCUAUGGGAACCCCACAUCUUACCCGAGACCUUACAUCCCACAGGGUUUUAAUGACCCCAGCAAUCCGAACCCCCCAAACUACGGUUUCGCUUCUCGACCAACAAACAACUAUGCGCCGAGCAAUUCUUUUUUCGAUGCGUUUCCCGCCACCACAACUCAGAGACCAACUCUUUACACUUUUUAUACGACUUACAAAAAGCCCAUCCCGACACAACGUCCCGAUCCCUACUAUUAUGAACAAAACCGACCUCAGAGUGACAAGAACCAGUAUCAUCAGUACCAGCAGCAUGAUUCUUUCUCGGAACCCCAGGGUUACCAUGAGCCUUCUAAUCCAUCUACCCCUUCCUAUUCCGUGGUGAAGCCGGUCCAUGAAGCUGACGAUCAAAUCGUUCCCCAGAAACCGAUCUACGACCAAAGCUGGACCUCGGAUACGACCUACGAAUACAGUUGGAACAGUAGACCAAGUCAAAGUGAUACUGGGGGGUGGGCUGAUGUUUCUGUUGAACCCUUAGUUAAGCCAUCUUACGGAAAACCGUCGCAAACCAGACCGGCAUCUCCACCGUCGAGACCGGAUGGUGGGUAUUGGACUGAGUAUUCGGCAACAACGAAGAAGUAUCUUACGCCCCAUCAUUACUACGACACAGAGUAUCAGAUACACAAUGCCGAGGCGAACAUCAACCCCAGACCGUUCAAAAAACAGGGCGUUAGCAUAAUCACUGAGAUCGAUAACGGAAGUCAUUACCCCAGCAAACAGAGACAACCGGUUCAGAAUGAGAGGGACAUUCCAAAACCGUUGCACCAGGUGGGACGUGAUCACCCUGCUGACGUUGCAGAACACAAGAAUACGUACGAGAUUGAAUUGAUCCAUCAAAUUUCAGACGAACGAAAGAGACCAGGACAGCUGUACUACGAAAAAAAUGUUUUGCACCGGUAUCCGGACGAAAACUUAACUGCAAUUAAAGAUAUAAGUAACGGCUAUGUCAAUGCGCCGUAUGAUUUGAAUAAAAACAUUGGCAGUUACAAAAACAAACACGACGGGAUCAUAGUCGACAGAAUUAUUUUUGACAGUAAAUACCAAAUCGAAAAAUUGGAUCCUAACAGAGGCGGAGGUCCUGGUCCAACGGCAGACAUGGAGACAAAAGCCCAAGUGUCUCGCGAUGAACCUAAGCUGACCACCACAGCUACAAUCGUCCUGGAGGAGCCAGACAGUGAGUACUACGACGGUGGAGAUGACUACGACGAUGACGAGGGGGAAGAAAUGGUUGGCGCGUAUUCAGAAAAAUCAGAACACUUUGUUGCCUCAGAUAUACUGACAAGUCACAUCGAAUGGAUAAACGUGAACGAGAAUUGUAGCUUAACAUCAAACCCUGAAAUGCCGAACCUCGUGUCUGAUGGACUCGUUGGUACCAGGGAAAUACCCAAGCCUUUGAAACAACGUAAGCCAGCCUCAUAGAAUGCAGCGUUCAUCUCGCUGGAAUUUAAGAAUUAUACCUAUAAAUCAAUUGAUCGUGGAAUUGAUAAAUUCAUGAUUCAGCGAUCAUUGGCUUGUACUUACACUAGAUUAGAAAUCGUAUUACUUAACUCCAUUAAACCACUAUUUAUUAUAUCUAGGUAUACGAUAUGUGUGUACAAUAAUUUCAAUAAAAAAUCAACUCCAUCGUUUAUCCAUUUCCCAAUACUAUAUUACGGUCUGAGAGAAAUGCUGUAAGUUGAUUAUGAUUCACUGCGUGAUUUGGUUUUUGUACUCUUGAUUUCUGUAUCCUAAUGUAUUAGAAUCCAGUAAAUUUACUAAAUGGCUCCUCAGGUCUUCACGUUUAACUCACCAAUUUCUAGAAGCUUGUUAGAUUUAGGUCGUGCCAACAAUUGCUAUACAUGCCUGAUUAAAAUAAUUAUUUUUAAUAACACUCGGGUUAGAUACACAUUUAUUUACACAAUAUCCUGAAAGUUCUUAGUGGUAAGGUUUACAAUAUAUGCUUCAAUUAAAUGAUGGCUAUCACUUACCACAGUCAUACAACUGUUAAUGAGUGUCGGAGGUUCUCAAUACAAAUUCUAAGAUUUUUAUUCUGUUCUCUAUGAUUUUUAAAAGGUUCUGUUCUGUAAAACGUUUAAAUGUCUUCUAUAUCGGGUUGGACGGAUCAAAAGGUAGGAGUUCAAAAAGAGUCGCGUUUUCUCGCGAGCCUAAGAUGGUUGACUAAGACUGUUCAAGAUCAGUGAUCGCCCAUCGCGUCAAGUGCACAAAAACAAAAAAAAACGCGUGCAGGCCUACGUACUAUCUUUUUCCACGAUGAGAAGCCUUCUAGUCUCCCCAGCCAAAUUAUUAUCACAUAUUUCGCCCCUCUCACAAUGAAAUUCGAUAUUUGACAAGAUCUGUACUAUUCUAGAUCUUUAGAGCAUUCAUCUAAGCCAUAUAUCAAUACGAUCGAUGUACAGAGAGCCAAAAUAUACCACUUGCAAGAUUUCCAACA